CUUUUUUUUUUCUUUCUAUUUCUUUCUUUCUCUUUACUAUUCAAGAUGGCUGACAUGAACCAAGUUGCCAAGGCUUUUACUGACUUUUAUUACAAUACUUUUGACGCCAACAGAGCUCAGUUGGUUUCUCUUUACAGAAAUGAAUCCAUGCUUACUUUUGAAGGACAACAAUUUGCUGGUGCUUCAAACAUUGCUGAAAAGUUAACUUCUCUUCCUUUCAGCAAAGUUGUUCACAAGGUCAGCACUGUGGAUGCUCAACCUGGUAACCCUUCUAGUGGUUCUAUUAUCGUCUCUGUGACUGGUGGUCUUUUGAUCGAUGAAGAUCAAAACCCUCAAUUGUUUUCUCAAACUUUCCAUUUGAUCCCUGAAAAUGGCUCUUACUGGGUCUACAACGACAUUUUCCGUUUGUGUUAUGUUUAGGCAUCUAUCCCCCCCCCUUUUUUUUUUUAUAAAAAAGAAUAAAGUGUUUUUUUUAUAUACAUA
Messenger RNA from Gilbertella persicaria, 483 nucleotides. RefSeq lists its product as uncharacterized. The record is from RefSeq and is a predicted model, not a curated record. Lineage: Eukaryota; Fungi; Mucoromycota; Mucoromycetes; Mucorales; Choanephoraceae. The transcript has 4 exons. Gene Ontology annotation, cellular component: nuclear pore central transport channel. The coding region runs from base 46 to 420 and encodes 124 amino acids. Gene Ontology annotation, biological process: protein import into nucleus.